This is a messenger RNA of Trichosporon asahii var. asahii CBS 2479, 1668 nucleotides long. RefSeq lists its product as uncharacterized. NCBI's taxonomy places the organism in Eukaryota, Fungi, Basidiomycota, Tremellomycetes, Trichosporonales, Trichosporonaceae. Gene Ontology annotation, molecular function: rRNA (adenine-N6,N6-)-dimethyltransferase activity. The record is from RefSeq and is a predicted model, not a curated record. Bases 1 to 1668 code for a protein of 555 amino acids. Gene Ontology annotation, biological process: rRNA methylation. Gene Ontology annotation, cellular component: mitochondrial matrix. The transcript has 3 exons.
AUGCCUCGGCUACGACUACCACCGCUACCGCCGGCCGUUGAAUGGGGCAACACGGUUUGGAUGAAGAGCCCUCGCGGCGAAGGUGCCGGCUCGCGCGAGAGCGGCAAGCGCGUGACCCUCGCCAACAAAGGUCUCGCCAACGAUUUCGUCCGCGAGCUCGGAAUACGGAAGAACGAGGUUGUCAUUGAUGCCUACUGCGGACCAGGACAAACAACACGAGCGCUUCUUGCCGGAGGAAACGACGAGACGACCUCCGCCGACUGGAAGCGCACCGUCGAGGAGCAGAAGGAGAAGGGUCUGCCUGUCGGCCCGGUCGCUUCCGAGAUUAAGCGGAGACGAGGAACAGCCAUGGACUUCAACUUUCCCCCGUGGGAUGUAUCCGAGACCGACGACAUUGUGCGGCCAGUCGUGAAGUCGAAGGGACGACCGCCAAAGGCGAAGGCGAACGAAGACGGCGAGGUCGCUGCGCCGCCCGCCAAGCCUGCCUCGGUCACCACCCCGAAGUUCGUGGUUGCCAACGACCCAAAGGUCUCAGCGCUCUGGCGAGGGUUUGGCUUUAACCCGGAUCUGCUCCCCCCAAGCAGGUGGGAGAUGGACGAUGUUCCCGAGCCUGGGGCCGAGCCCCCGACUGGCCUGAGGCAUCUGAAGCGGACAGUCUACCCCUCACAUCUGCAGGAGAACCUCGGCAUUUCUCCCGUCACAAUCUAUCACUGGCCCACGGCGGCGUCGAUUCUGUCGGACCCUCUCGUCGCUCAGCACCUGGAGGUAUACGAUGAGUCAAAGGGUCCUCUGGAGGGCACGAAGCGACCGUGGGACGCUCCCGCUCCGCCCAUCACCCUCGUCGCUACGAUUCCGGACGCCGUCUUCGGUGACCAGCUCGUUAACCAGUGGAUUCUGAGUGCGACCUCAAGCAACGCCGAGGGCAAGCGCGGAUGGAUCUGGGAGUGGGGACGUGUUCGACUCGCUCUCCUCCGCAUCAUGGCUCCCCUCGGCGGCACCAACUACUGCAAGCUGUCCGUCCUGACCAACGCCCUUUUCGACGUCCGUGCUCUCCCUCCGCUCCACCACAUCCGCGACCCUGCCGACGCCUCCGAGCGCGUCAAGGACAAGAACGCCCUGCGCAAGGGCAAGCUGAAGGAGGUGGCCGGCGAGGAGAAGGAGUUCACGAAGCGGCGGACAAUUGCUCGCUGGUGGCUCGGCGGCACGACGACGGGCAGGGUGACGCCGACAUUUGCGGGCGACUUCUACCCCAUUCGGGAGGCGCUGACCUCGGGCGGUCGCAGCAGCCCGCCCGACACGCGCCUCCUGCGCCCGCACCUGCUCGGCAUCGAGCUCAUCCCCAAGGCGCACCCCGUCGUGACUGCUGCGCAGCGCGAGAGCUGGGACUACAUCCUGCGCAAGAUGUUUGUCCGCUCGACGGUGCCGCUCGAGGAGGCGCUGCCCGCUCUCGCUUUCGGCGCGGACAACCUCAUCGACAAGAUCAUGACGCCCAACAAUGGGUACAAGGGCGAGCCCGUCAUGCCUGACGAGAUCAUCCGCAACAUCUCGACGGACCAGUGGGCGCGCAUCGUCGACGUCUUCGACAAGUGGGCGUUCAAGCCGGAGAAUCUCGUCACGGACGGCAUCGACCUUGACCUGGAGGAGUCGCGCGAGAUCGGCCUCACGUAG